AUGUUGAGCAAAAAGUUAAGAAGUUUGGAAGUCAAAGUCAAUCUUCCUACUGAUGACUUGUUCGGUUGGCGUUUUUCUCUUCAAAUUCGGUUCGAUACGUUGCAGCAGAUUUGUCUCGACAGGAUGUCAUUGCUUGGAAAAAGUUGUGAAAUAUUCUCUAUGAUAUCUGAUAUAAUGAGAGUUUGA
Clunio marinus is the source of this 186-nucleotide messenger RNA. Lineage: Eukaryota; Metazoa; Arthropoda; Insecta; Diptera; Chironomidae. The record is from the annotation of a GenBank genome assembly.